UAACAAAGACAUUUUUUUUUAAUCUUUUAGUUUAGAUAAAUGAUUCCCAAAAGGAUUUCGCAUAUUUUAAACGCAAAAUACAUAAAUGCUCAAAGGGAAGAAGAAGAAGAAUUUUUAGGUUAGGAGUUGUGAUUUUGACAUAUUUACGUUGAUUCAACGUUUUAAAAUGGAAGAGCCAAAAAAGAUAUCGUUUGGCUUUAGUAAGUUAGUUAAAAAGUCAAACGUAGUUACACAAAAGCCGAAAAAACAUAAACAAGUUGAACUUAUUGAUUGCUUAGAGGGCCAGUCUAUAAAAAUAAAAGGUGCCAUUGAAGAGGAAUGUAAGUCACUAAUUAUUCCAAUAAAGGAUAAUCAAAAAAACUUAUUGGAUAGGGUAAAAGAAGCAAGAGCAAAGAAAACUCAACCAGUCAAAAAUGAAAUUAUUGAUAACAGACCAGAUUCUGAACUCACAAUAGAGGAAUUAGCUGCCAGAGAAGUAAUUAAAGAUGCUCAAAAACGAUUGGAACAAGUAACAAAUCAUACUACAAAAGUAAGUGUGUUACCAGCACUUGAAGAUAAACUGACUUUAGAGGGUGAAGCUGAACCAACUUUAGAUGAUUAUGAAAAUGUUCCCAUAAAUGAUUUUGGACUAGCCAUGUUAAGGGGUAUGGGUUGGAAAGAUGGUGAUGGUAUUGGAAAAAAUCCUGCCAAAAAUUCACUGUCAAAACCACCAGAUUUAAGACCAAAAGGUUUGGGAUUGGGCGCUAACAGACAAAUAAAAGAAAAUAAACCAAAAAGUGCUGUUGACAAAAAUGGAAAAGAACUGAUAUUAAUAAAAGGUGCUUUUGCAAAAAUUAUAGCUGGUGCAAAUAAGGGCCACUAUUGUGAAGUUCAAGGAUUAGAUGAUGAAGGCAGCCGUGUUAUUGUUAAAACUAGUUUGAAGAAUGAAAUACUUAAUGUAAAUGAAUUUUUACUUGUCCCAGUUACUAAGGAGGAGUUUGCAAAAGGAUGCAAAGUUAUUAAUAAUGCAAAAUAUGAGGAGUACAAAGAAAUCAUGGACAGGAAAUUGGAACAACAGAGGAACAUGAACUCAGAGAAAGAUUCAGAAGAGUUACAAAGCAAAAAUAAAUAUAAUGAUUACACAGAAUAUGAAGAUGAUAAAUAUGAAAAACAAAAUAGAACUGAUUAUAAAGAUUAUCCUAGUUCAUCAAGAAAGCAUUCUGAGUAUAAAUAUAAAAAUAAUGGUGUUCACCAGCAAAGAGACAAAAGUGAAGAAAGAGGAUCAAACAAGAGAACCUCAAGAAGAGACUAUAGAAGUAGUAGUGAUAGUUCAAGUGAGAGAUACAAUAAGAAAUCUGUAUUCAAUAGUGACAGCAGUUCUGAAGAUAGAAGUCGAAGCAGACAUAAAUCAAAGCAUCGCAGUAAGUCAAGAUCAUCUGACAGAAAACAUAGGAGGAAAUACAGGUCAGCAUCCAGGGAAUCCUCAAGCUAUGUGAAGAAGAAAGGCAAGAAAAAGAAGAGCAAAUCCAAAAGAAGGGAUAGCAGUGAUUCUGAAGAGUACACAAGAAAACACAGAAAAAAUAAAAGAUAAUAUGUUUUGUAAAUAUUUAUUUUUUGUACAAUAUUUGUUUUUAAAUAAACAUCAAGUGUAUUAUA
Messenger RNA from Aethina tumida (small hive beetle), 1635 nucleotides. Its product is annotated as G-patch domain and KOW motifs-containing protein. Gene Ontology annotation, cellular component: spliceosomal complex. Bases 167 to 1570 code for a protein of 467 amino acids. Gene Ontology annotation, molecular function: nucleic acid binding. Lineage: Eukaryota; Metazoa; Arthropoda; Insecta; Coleoptera; Nitidulidae. Gene Ontology annotation, biological process: mRNA splicing, via spliceosome. The transcript has 5 exons. The record is from RefSeq and is a predicted model, not a curated record.